AUGGAACGGUACCACGAGGUGGUGCCGGAUGCUCCGCUGGCGAAGCGGAACACUCUUCCUUCCCUUAUUGCAGCACUGCAGGCUGCAAAGACAAAGACAGAGCAGGAGGCUGGCCUGGCACUGGCUCAGCUCUCGGCUCGACCAGCGCUGCAGGGUUUUGUUAUCGAGCUGUGGAACAACUAUCAAGACGCACUGGCGCUGCUUCCUUUUGCUCUCCAUGCGGUGGACACUCGCUCCUCGCCAGACCUUGCUGCUCUCGAUGCCGAGUUUGAGACGCUCGAGCGAAGGCUCGACGCCGAAAAGUCGUUUUCGGCCCGACUGGCCUCGGAGAAGGACGUCCUUGUCCUUGCGCUGCAGGACGAGCAGCAGACUGUGGCCGAGCUCCAGGCCCGACUGGCCAAUGCAUCGCUUCUGCCGCAAACCGCACGCUCGGGACCAGCAGAUGCCUCGCCGCGCGCGUCGCCGAUCCCCUCCUCGACUCCAUCGCGUGAGCGCGAGCGUGAGCUCGAGCUCGAGGUCCAGCGACUGCGCCGCCAGCUAGCAAAGGCAGGCGGCGGAGCGGCCAGCCCACCAUCGGCUUCCUCGGAUGUGCUUCGCUCACAGCUCGCAGAGCUGCAGGCCCAGCUGACGGUGGUCGAGCAGCUCGCCGCCACCCAGGCCCACCAGCUGCGGGCGUACCAGCUGAGCACGAGUCCCGCCCAGAGCCGCGCCACGAACUCGGGUGAACUGGCGGCACUCCGCGCCGAGCUUGCAUCGACUCGCGCCGCGCUGACGCAGUCGCGAGCCGACAACGAGGCCCUGGUCCGAUCGGCCCGAGCCGACAUUUCCACCCUCAAGAGCGAGCUCUCGAUGGCGCUUUCCAGCUCGAUGGUUGUCUCGCAGCAGAUGGAAACAACAGCAGAGGCUGAUCUCCUCCGCGACCAGGUCUCCACGCUUCAGGCUGAACUUGCCUCGCUCUCGGCGGUCAUGGCGUCUUCGAACUCACACCUGCUCUGGCCGUCCAACUCGACCCGUGGCUCGCCGCAGCAGAAGACAGCGGCCGCGACGCCGCCGCCGGCACCGCCGGUCGACACUGUUCCAGCGGCCGAGCUGCGGGUGGCCGAGGCCAGCAUUGCCGCGCUCACCGUGAGCCUUGCGUCAUCGCAGGCCGAGCUCGAGCGGUCUGCUGUCGACCUCGCUGCCGCCCAGUCGGAUGCCGCCGACUUGGAAGUCAAGGCCGAGAAGGCAUCGCGCGAGAUUGCCCGGAUCCAGGCCGAGCUCGACACUACUAACGCCCAGCUGGUGUCAACCCGUACCUCGGCCACAGUGACCGAGGCUGAGCUUGCCACGGCUCAGGCUAGCGUCGCGACGCUUACCCAGCAGCUGGCCGACGAGUCGCAGACCGCGCGGUCUGCCAAGCACGAGCUGGCCGCCGCACAGGACGCUCUGACUACGGCUGAGGCAAAGCUUGCGGCAGCACAGAAUACGGUGCGCAACCGCGACGCGGCGCUCGUUCGUGCCGCGUCCGAGCGCGACACUCUCGAAUCUUCGCACGCCUCGUCGCUCGCAGCGCUCCGUCGCGCCGCCAACGAAGCCGCCGAAGCUGCCGCGCAGCAGGCAUCGGAGGCAGCCGCCGCUGCCGCGGCUGCGGCCCGGACCCGGGACGCCAAGAUUGAGGCGCUUGAGAGCGACCUUGACCGAGCUGAGGACAAGCUCGUCGCAGCUAGUGCGCGCGAAGCCGAGCUUGUCAGCGAGCUUGCCGCAGCGCAAGCUGCGCUCGCCGCCACGGCACCGCUCAAGACUUUGGCCGCGACUGCCCAGGCGGCACUGACCGACUCGGCGACGAAGAUCUCGUCGGUCAAGACGAAACUGUCGUCGACGAUGGCCGAAAAGGCGGCGCUCUCGCAGUCGCUGGCCAAGUGGCAGGCGUACGCACUCGAGCUGGAGGCCGAGUCGUGGACGCUUUCGCAGCUCAAGACGACGCUGACCGAGACCCAGCAGGCGACGCAUGCACUCUCCAACUCGACUGUUGAACUGGAGGGCCAGUUGCUUGACGUCUCGCGCCGCGCCGCUGCGCUCUCCAACGUCGAGGUUUCGCUUGUUUCGACCCGCUCCGACUUUGAGGCGGCGGCUGCCGACCGCACCCGCCUUCAAUCUGAGCUCUCAGUCCUCCGCACUGAGCUUGAGUCGUCACAGGCACUCACCUCGCACACCCAGCUGGAGGUAACGCGCCUCGCGGAGGCGGAGUCGAACGCAUCGGCGGCUGCCCAUGAGACGCAGAUCAUGCUUGCCACCGCCCGUGCCCGCAUCAUCGAGCUCGAGGGCGACCUCGAACUCGCGCAUGCCUCCCGCGACGCGGCCAUCAAGAAGGUCAGCGUCCUCGCGCCCGAGCUGGAGCACACGUCAGAGCUCCUUGCCGAGGCUAAGAUGAAGGCGGCUCAGCUGUCGAGCAUUGCCGAAGAGCACACCAUGCUCUCCAUUGCCAACGCGGCGCUAACGUCAAACCUAGACGCAGUCACCCAAGAGCUGACGUCGUCCCAGCUUGAUCUCCGCGCCGCCAACGCCAAGCUAGAGCACGCGUCUUCGCUCGAGGCUGAGCUCGCGACGGCACGGGCGGCGGCGGCGUCGGGCUCCAAGGACGUCUUUGCGGCUCAGUCCCAGCUCUCGGCGGCCAAGCUGGAGGUUGCACAGCUGCGCGACGCCCAAGUUGCGGCCGACGAGCAUGCUCGUACGCUCGCGUCAUCCAACACGGCGCUCAAGAUCGCUGUCGGAAACGCCACUGCGCGGAUAGAGGACCUGGAGUCUGAGCUCACCGUGGCGAGCCGGGCCAAUGUCGAAGCGGCGGCGCUGAAGACCCAGCUCGCCGAGAGCCAAGAUCAGCUCGCGGCAGCGUUGGCGGCCAAGACCCAGCUCAAGGCUGCUCUGGAUGAGCUGCGCAACACCGAGAGCUCGCUUGAUCGGGCGACUGCGUCACGCGACCAGUUCGCUGACCAGCUGACAGUGGCGCAGACUCGCGCCGCCGCCCUCGAGUCGUCGGUUGCUGUGGCCGAGUCGAGCGUGACGGCCGAGCAAGCUCGGGUUGCUCAGCUUGAGCAGCUGCUGACGAGCGAGCGGAACAAUACCGCGGCUGCUGCUGCCGCUGCUGCCGGGGCGUCGCAGCAGGUCUCGACGCUCACGUCGCAGCUCGCGUCGGCCAAUGCCGAGCUGCUCACGCUGCGGCCGCUAGCGGACGAGGUGGCGUCACUCAACCAGGCUCUGACAGUGGCGAGGGCGUCGCUUGCCGGCGCCAGUGCCUCCGCGGCUGAGCUUGCGCCUCUGCCGGCCAGACUCGCUGCCACUGAGGGUGAGCUCAAGGCUGCACGAGCCGAGCUCGAGGAUCUCGCCGCGGUCAAGAGUUCGCUAGCAAGCACGCUGGCGUCGUCCAACUCGUCGCUCGAGCAGGCGACCGAGCAGCUUGCGGUGCUGGAGGCGUCCGAGGCCCGGGCGCGGGCGCUGGCCCGCGAUAAGCAGACGCUGCUCGACGAAAUGGAGACAGUGUCCGCCGCGCUCCACGACGCCCAGCGCGAGCUCCUGGCGCUGCCCAAGAUCAAGGAUGAGCUCGCGGCCGCGCAGCAGGAAGUGCUCGACACCCUCGCUGCGCAUCACAAGGUGGUGGUCCGGCUCCACCAGCUUGAAUCGAGCGCCGAGCAGCUGCGUCAGAUGGAGGAACGCCACAAUACUGUCGUCGACGACCGGAUGCGGCUGGCUGCCCAGCUCGAGACGGUGACAACCGAGCACGAGGCGGCCGCGGCUCGGGCGGCUGCCCUCAACUCGGAGCUGGCCCAGACAACUGUGCGGCUGCAAGACGCUCUUGCGGCAAACGAGUUCCUCCGCGACGAGAUUCAGAACACGAUGCUCUCGCUUGAGUCGACUGAGCGGGAGGUUGCGCUCCUUGCACCCGUCCGCGACGAGCUUGCACGUGUUCUGGCCGACUCGGCCCAACUUCAGGCCAAGUCGAGUGAUCUCGACCUAGUUAGUGCACAGCGAGACGCGGCGUCGCAGCAUGCUGCCGAGGUUGAGGCCAAGCUCCUCGCCACCGAGGCACAGCUCCGGGAAGUUCGUGAUGCCAACACGGCGCUUUCGGGCUCAUUGGCGUCUGCGGAGGCCGAGCGGGUGGCGUUGCGGGAUGCUCUACAGGUGGCACAGGAGGCGACCGGCGCCGAGCGCAAUGCGCGCAAGGACGCUCAGGCCGAAGCGGUGCGGGCGACCGCCGCGGCAGAGGAGGCCAAGCUUGCUCUCGCACACCUGGACAUCAAGCACUCUGCGCUGACCGAGUCGAACUCGGCGCUCAAAUCUGCCCACGAAACGCUGAGCAGAGAGCACGCGGCUCUCAAGCACGACCUUCUGCGCGUGACGACUCUCUCGCGCGAGAAGGAGGCUGCGCUAGCAAGCGUGGCCGAGCUGCAGAGCUCGCUGGCGGCAGCGCACGACGCCCUUGCUGCGUCACACACCAAGCUCGGCGAUCGUAACCGCGAGGCUGCCGAGGCCAAGGCCGCGGCGGCUGAGGCCAAGGCCGAGCUGAACGUGGUCGGAUCACGCACCGAGUCGCUGGCGGCCGAAGUCGCCGCCAAGGACCAGGCGCUGGCCUCAGUCAAGGCUGCACUCGCCGAGUCACAGGCUGCAAAGUCUACUGUGGACACAGCGCUGGCAAGCAGCUCUGCUGAGAACAAGGCGCUCGCAGCCAAGCUCGAAGCAGCGACAGCGACAGUUGCUGCCGCCGAGCGUCGUCAUGACACGGCACUGGCCGAGAGCCGUGCGACCGCCGCCGCGGACCUCAGCGAGGCUCAGCGGCGGCUCGACGGAGCACGGGCCGAGAAGGCUACCAUCGAGACCGAGCUGGCCGGCGUCCGCGCUGAGCUUAUUUCUGCCGAGGCAGCUGCGCGUGCCGCGACGCGCCGAGCCGAGUCGGCCGAGGCGGCGCUUGCCGAGGCGCAGGCCAGCAUCGAGGCCCGCGACGCUGCUGCGGUAACAAGUUCGGACGCAGAGACAUUCUUUGCGAAGCAGCUGGCAGAGGCCCAGGCCGCCAAGCGUGCGGUGGAGGAGGCGCGCGCGGCCGACGCGAUUGCGGCCGAUGCAGCGCGUGCGGCCGAUGCGGACGCCGCAGCUGCGCGACUUGCAGCUGUCCGGCGCGAAGCCGGCGACGCCCGUGUGACUGCGGAUGCUCGCGCUGCCGAGCUGGAGAACAAGAUUCGCGAGCUAGAAGCUGCACUUGUGCGCGAGCACGACAAGGUGGCUGCGGCGGGCCUCGCCGCCGCGACACAAGAGGCUGACAUCCGGGCAGCGAGCACAACCAAUGCGGCACUACGGGCUGAGAUUGCGUCUUUGCAGCAGCAAGUUGGCGAGUCCAACGAGAUUGCACAGAGCGCUCGGGGCGAGGCCGCAGCAGCAGCCAGCCGCGCACAGGCGCUGCAGUCGAAGCUCGAGGUGGCCGAGGCCCAUGCUGCGUCGCUGACCAGCGACCUCGAUGUGACGCGGGCGGCGGUUCUCACUGCCGAGCACGCGUGUUCAGAGGCGCGGCGCGAAGCGGAUGCGGCGCAUGCCCAGGUUUCCGUUCUCCAGCGGGAGGCUGCUUUGAGCCGCGCCACCGUCCUGGAGGCGCAAGCCUCGGCCUCACAGCUGGCCGAGGCCCACGAGCGGGCCGUGGCCCAGACCCGUGAGCUUAAGAGCAAGCUGGGAUUGGCCUCGGAGCGACUGGCAGCGUCGGACGAGGCACUGGAGCAGGCGACGCGGCUCAACGACGAGCUGCAGAACGCGCAGCGGGAGAUGACUGCCUCGCUGCAGGCGACCCAGAGCCAAUUGCUGGAGUCACGGGCUGGUCAGACACAGGCUAUGGAUGCUGUUCGUGCCGAGAAGGCUACCCAGGACGCGCUGCGGCAACAGCUUGCCGGCCUGGAGGCACAGUUGGCGUCGCUGACGAAGAACAGCGGUGACGCGACGUCGACAGCAGCAGCACUCCGACUAGAGGUUGCGCAGCAAGCGGCCGAGCUUGGCACACUGAAGGCGUCGAACGAGAUGCUGACCAGUAACCUUGACGCUGCAGUGCAGCGGGAAGUGGCGGCAGCGGAGGCGGCGCGCGAAGCGCGUGCGCGCGCUGCAGAGCUCGAAGUCCUCCUCGAGUCGAAGACCCUGCAGGCCGGGGCUGGUGCGACCGCGCUGGCGAACGUCAAGUCACAGCUGGCGACGAUGCAGGAGAAGCACGCGGCGUUGGUGGCAAGCUCGGCACAGGACGAGGAGGCGCUUCAUGCGGCCCAGUCGCGGGUGCAGGUCGAGUCGGCCAAGGCACAGGUGGCGAUGGACCAAGCGGCAGCUGCUGGAGCGCAGCUGCUCUCCGUUGAGCAGCGGCUUAACACGGCGACAGCAGCCGCGGCCGCCUCGAAGGAGGAGGCUGCGGCUGCGGCGGGCGAAGCACGGGCGCUCAAGUCGCGUGUUGCGGCGCUAGAGGCGGAACUCGAGCGCGUGACGGUCGCCGCAAAGGCCAAGGAAUCGUCACGGGUCGAGGCGAUGGAGCGAGGCGAUGCGCUGGCUGAUGCCAAGGCUGAUGCCGAGCGUUUGCUGCGGGCGGCGGAACAGAAGGCACUCGACGCCGAAGCCGAGGCCGAAGCUGCGCGCACGCGAGCAACGGCAUCUCGGGAUGCUGCCGCGGCCGCCGAUCUGGCUGCACUCGAGGCUGGCAAGGAGCGCGACGCUGCGCUCCGUGACAAGUCCCGCGCCGAGACGCGGGCCGCCGAGGCCGAGGCCGAGGCGGAAGCGGCACAGAGGGUUGCAGCCGAGGCCAAGGCGGAGGCUGUUGGGGCUCAGGCACGGGUUGCCGAGCUGACCGAUAGCCUGCGGGCACUGCGGAGCGAGCUGGCGUCCAAGGACGACGCCGCAGCUGUACAGAGCAUUCAGAUCGAGAGCAUCCAGCGACAGAGCGAGUCGAGCUCUCGAUCAAGCGAGACAGCCCAGAAUGCGCUUGCUGACGCGCAGCGCGAGGUCAAGUCGCUCCGCCUGGAGCUCGGAUCCGAGAAGGAUGCCCAUGCAAGCGUGGCGCUGCAGCUGUCGUCGGCUCAGGCUCAGGUUCGUGAGAUGACUGCGGCAUUGGCUCGGGUGCAAGAGGCCAAGGAGUCGAUGGCGGAGCGGCUGGUGGCGAGCCAUGAAGAGUGCGUCGAGACGGCAGCAGAGCUGAAGAGGACUCAGCGAAGCCUUGAGAGUCUCCGGGCGGAGCACGAGGCAAUGUCGCAGGAGGCUGCGGUGCUGUCGAGCAAGCUUAAGGCAGCCAAGGCGGCAGCGGCGACCGAGCGUGAAGCUCGUGAAGAGUUCGAAGCUGCUGCCAGCAUGGCUGACUCCACUCUUGCGACGACCAAGGCUGAGCUUGAGCGGGCCAAGGUGCUGUGCGAGAAGCAUUCUUCGGACGUCACUUCGCUGAGCGAGGCGCUGCAAGAGUCUGAAAUGGCGCAGGCGGCGCUAGGCCGCAAGUGUGAAGAGCUUGAGAGCGAGCUGAUGGACUCCGAGAGUCACGUGGAGCAGCUCGUGGCUAAGAUUGACGAGCUGCUUAGCCUGCACGAGUCGACUGAAGCAGCGGCGGCAGCGUCGGCGACGGCGCUCGACGAAGCCGAAGCGCUGCUUGCGAGCCGGACUGCCGAAGCCGAGACAGCAUUGGCCCAGCUGGAGGCGACGCGACAGGCGCUUGAUGCAGCCGAGCUCUCCGGGCAAGCGAUGAUUUCGCGCGAGGAAGCACUUCACCAGGUCAAGUCCGACCUGGUGAACGAGACGGCACGGCUUCGCGAGGAGCUCUCGCUCGCCAACAGCGAAGCUGCCCAGAACGAAAACGCACUCAAGGAUUCGGAGGCUGCGCGUAGUGCGGUAGAGGCACGGCUUGCGCGGGCGCUCGACGACGGCGACGCGGCUCGUGAGGCUGCGGCUGACGCCGACGCGCGCGAGCUUGCACUGGGUGCCGAGCUCAAGCGGGCACAGGCGCGACUUGCUGUUGCGGAAGCUGAGGCGAGCGACGGCGCCAAUGCGCUUGUGCGUGUGCACGAGCUCGAGCGGGAGCUGGCCGCAGCUGGCCGCGCGGCUGAGCGUGCGGAUGAGCUUGAGGAUGACCUCGCGCAACAGCGCGCCGAGCUGCGCGAGCUUCGAGCCGAGCUGCAGCAGGCGCACGACGAGGCCAACCACGAGCGGGGGGUGGCUGCGCGACUGCGCGAGGCACUCUCCAGCUCUGAGGAGCUGCUGCACGAGGCGCAGUCUGAGGUGGUUCUUCUUACCGGUGCAGUGAGCAAGGCGCGAUCGCAGUCGUCGAGCUUGCAAGUGGCAGUGGAAGAGCUGGAAGACGAGCUUGCCGCGGCGAAGGCCAAACUGACAGCACGACGGGAUGAGGCUACAGAGCGCGAGGAGCGACUGGCCGAGGCCGCCGCUGACGUGGCCCGGCUUGCAGGCGAAGUGGAGGCAGCGCGUUCCCAGGCGAAGGCCGUCGCUGUGUCCAGGUCCGAGCAGACAGCGUUGGACGCUGCCGAUGACGAGAUCGAGCAGGCUGGUGUGGAUGCCGUAGCUGCGGCUCUCGAGGAGACACGGCGCCGGCUAGCAGAGUCGCGUGAUGCAGAGCGGGCGGCACGGCAACAGCUUCGGGCGUUGCGGUCGUCACUGGAGGCGAGUGAGGCUGAGACAAGCAGACUGCGUGCUUGCGAGGCGCGGUCGCAGCGCGAUGCUGCCGAGGCAGCCACUGCACUGGAGCGUGCGCGAGCGCGCGCCGAGCUGAGUGCUGGUCGUGAACGAGAGCUUGGUGCUGCCGUGACGGUGCUAGAAGGCGAAGUGGCCGAGACGCGUCGACAGCAGAGUGCGCUCGAGCGGGAAGUAGCUGGACUCCGUGACGACGGCACAUGUUUGAGGCAGCAGCUUCAGGCGAUUGGGUCACAGCGGCAAGCGGAACGCGAGCGGGCAGGACGUGAUGCGACCGCGCAGGCGGCCGAGAUCGCUGAGAUGCGACGAGAGCUUGCCAUGGCUAAUCGAGCCAACGCGGUGUUGGAGGCUAAGCUCGAGGGCGCUGCAGAGCGGGAAGAGGCACACGCUGUUGCACGCGAGGCAAGCGGCGCACGAGCUGCCGAGCUUCAGGCGCGUGCAGUCGCUGCACGCGAGGAAGCUGUUGCUGGCACGGCACGCGAGGGCGAGCUGCGCCAGUCGUUGCACGAGGCAUUGGCACGGGCAGCCGGGCUAGAAGCGUCGCGGGAUGGGCUGAUGGCGAGCCUGUCUGAGCGAGACGACACGGUUGCGCGUGAACGCCAGCUCGUCAGCCAGCUCCGCGAGCAGCUGAAGGCGCAAGCGCGGGCUGCCGACGAGAGCAUUCGUAAGCUUCGGGAUGUGGUGGAUCAGCAAGCAGGCGAGGUGAGCGAGCUGCGGCGGUUGGUGCGCGAGGCCGAAAGCCUUCUCGAGGCUGAGCGCAGGGCGCGGGCAUCGAGCGAGGCGCGGGAGGAGCAGGCUGAGGCGCGACUGGCAGCUGCACGGAGCGAGCAUGAGGAAGCGAUGACUGCGUUUGGCGCAACCAAGGCUAAGCUGAGCGUAGCGGAGACGGAGCGGAGCGGACUGGCAUCAGCGGUGGCCAAGUUGGAGGAGACCAGUGGGCGCGAGAGUGCGGCCAAGAUGGAGAUAGCGCUCCAAGUGCGUGAGCUUAGUGCGCAGAGUGCCAGCGAAGCGACGAGCCUGGCGGCGGCGCGUCGAGAAGUGAGCACGCUCCGCGAGGAACUAGUGCAGACAGAGAGCAAGCUUGCGCGGACGCGCAUCGACCUGGAUGCCAAAGCAAGUGCGUUGGAGGAGGUACGAGCUGCGUGCGCGGGAGCUGUGGCGGAAGGCGUGUCGCUACGAGAGCGAGUCGCCACGGCCGAGGCCGAGUCGAACCGGUUCCGGACUGCCUGCCAAGAAAGCCAGGAGCGCGAGCGCGAGCUGCGUGUGCAUGCUGGAGCGCUAGAGGAGAAAUGCGCACGAUUGGAGGCGCGCCGUGAUGGUCUUGUCGACGAAGUGGCUGGCUUGACUAGCUCGCUGUCUCAGGCGCGUGCGGAUGCCUCGCAUGCGCGCGACGAAGCAGCGCAAUGUAUGGCUGCAAGUAAGGAGCGUGUGGCCGGCCUGGAAGCCGAAUUGGCUGGGCUGCGAAAGCAGGUCGAGCUGACGGUUGACGAGAACAGCCGGUUGAGCAACCGACUCGCGGCUACCGAGGCAAGCGCUGCAGAAGUCAAGACGCGCCUUCAGGGCGACGUGGACGCUGCGCGUGACGAGGCGCGGAAGGUUUCCGGCGAUCGUGCGAAUGAGCGGGCGAAUGCGGCGCGGCUUGCGACCGAAGUCGACGAGUUGAAGGCUCGAGCCGAGGCUGAAGCACGGGCAGCUGUGCGUUCGCGAAGCGAGCUUGAGGCCGAGUUGGCUGCUGGAAAGGAGAAGAUCUGCAGAGCAGAAGAUGAGCUUGCAACAGCGCGGACCAAGUGGGUGGAGGCGCGUGCUGAGCUCGAGGGACGUGAAGCUCAACUGGGUGCAGAGCUUAGUGGAGCCAAGCGUGAGCUGAAGAUUCAAGCAACCAAGCUUGCACGCGUAGAGAGCGAGCUUGCUGAAGUGAGCGGCGAGCUUUCCGCGGCGAAGAAGCGAGCGGGAGAGGCUGAAGGUGAGCUCGCGACAGCGCUCGCAUCGCUGGGUCGGAGCGAGGCCGAGGCAGCUGCGUUAGCGAAGAAGGCAACUUGCAGCGAGGAAGAUGCAGCGAGCCGGGUAGCCCGGCUCGAUGCGGAUCGUUCCGCCGAGCGGGCGCGACACGGUGAGACUGUCAGCGAGCUUCAAGGUCUGGUGGCAGCCGCAAAGGAGGAGAACGCGCGGAUACGGGAAGAGCUGCGUACUGCAGCCGCGACCAGCCAGGCCAAGAUCAGCCAGUUGGAGGCCGAGCUUGGCGAUGUCAAGGCAUCAGCUGCGCAGCGGAUCUCGCAGCUCGAGACCGAGCUUUCGGAGGCCAGAGUGAAGUCGCUGGCGAAGAUUGGCGAGCUCGAGGCCGAGCUAGCACUCGAACGGACUACGUCGGCGAAACGGAUCAGCGCGCUGGAGGCCGAGGUGGUCGACGCGGAAGCGGUGUCUGUGGCCAAGUUUGAGCAGGUCAAGGUCGAGGAGGCCGAACACCUGUCGCGGGUCAAGUCCGAGGUGGAGCUGAGCCGGGCAACCGAGGCGCGUCGGAUUGCGGAGCUGGAUGAGGAGCUCGCGGAAGCGCGGCAGAAGAGCAAAGCGCGCAUCGUCGAGCUCGAGGAUGAACUGGCACGCGUUCGAGGGGAAAGCAAGAUGCAGGCCGAAGGCCUAGAGGCGGAGAUUGUGGGGCUGAGGAAGACUGUGGCUGGGCUGGAAACUACGUGCGCCGGCUCCGAAAGGCGGGUUAGUGGGCUCGAGGACGAAGUGUCAAGACUCGAGGCCAAGGUUGCUGCUGUGGAGCGCGAUGGAGAGACUCGAUUGGAGGCUGCAGAGAAGCGGAUCCAGGGUGCGACAGACCGAGCUGAUCUGCUGCAAGGACGGCUUGGUGACGUCCAGGCAGAGCUUGCCGGUGCACGGGAGAAGUUGGCUGUGACCGAGGUGAAGCUGGCAGAGGUGAAGCAGAGUGACGGCGAGCGUAUCACUGCGCUUGAGGCCGAGCUGGCGUCGACCAAGGAGGAUGAUACCAAGCGGAUCACUACACUCGAGGCGGAGCUGGCUGAGGUGCAGGAGAAGCUUGCUGCCGCCGAGGCGGAGCUGGCUUCGACCAAGGAGGGCGAUGCCGAGCGGAUCACUGCACUCGAGGCGGAGCUGGCUUCGACCAAGGAGGGUGAUGCCGAGCGGAUCACCGCCCUCGAGGCCGAGCUGGCGUCGACCAAGGAGGAUGAUACCAAGCGGAUCACCGCCCUCGAGGCGGAUCUGGCAUCGACCAAGGAGGGCGAUGCCGAGCGGAUCUCCGCCCUCGAGGCGGAUCUGGCAUCGACCAAGGAGGGCGAUGCCGAGCGGAUCACUACACUCGAGGCGGAGCUGGCUGAGGUGCAGGAGAAGCUUGCUGCCGCCGAUACCGAGCUGGCGUCGACCAAGGAGGGUGAUGCCGAGCGGAUCACUGCACUCGAGGCCGAGCUGGCGUCGACCAAGGAGGGCGAUGCCGAGCGUAUCACUGCGCUUGAGGCCGAGCUGGCGUCGACCAAGGAGGAUGAUACCAAGCGGAUCACUACACUCGAGGCGGAGCUGGCUGAGGUGCAGGAGAAGCUUGCUGCCGCCGAGGCGGAGCUGGCUUCGACCAAGGAGGGUGAUGCCAAGCGGAUCACUGCACUCGAGGCGGAGCUGGCGUCGACCAAGGAGGGCGAUGCCAAGCGGAUCACUACACUCGAGGCGGAGCUGUCUGAGGUGCAGGAGAAGCUUGCUGCCGCCGAGGCGGAGCUGGCGUCGACCAAGGAGGGUGAUGCCGAGCGGAUCACUACACUCGAGGCGGAGCUGUCUGAGGUGCAGGAGAAGCUUGCUGCCGCCGAUACCGAGCUGGCGUCGACCAAGGAGGGCGAUGCCGAGCGGAUUACCGCCCUCGAGGCGGAGCUGGCGUCGACCAAGGAGGGCGAUGCCGAGCGGAUCACCGCCCUCGAGGCGGAGCUGGCGUCGACCAAGGAGGAUGAUACCAAGCGGAUCACUACACUCGAGGCGGAGCUGUCUGAGGUGCAGGAGAAGCUUGCUGCCGCCGAGGCCGAGCUGGCGUCGACCAAGGAGGGUGAUGCCGAGCGGAUCACUGCACUCGAGGCGGAGCUGGUCGAGGUGCAGGAGAAGCUUGCAGCCGCCGAGGCGGAGCUGGCUUCGACCAAGGAGGGUGAUGCCGAGCGGAUCACUGCACUCGAGGCGGAGCUGGCGUCGACCAAGGAGGAUGAUGCCGAGCGGAUCACUGCACUCGAGGCGGAGCUGGCCGAGGUGCAAGAGAAGCUUGCUGCCGCCGAGACGGAGCUGUCUAUCAUUGCUGACCGCGAUGCCCGAAUCGCCGAGCUGACAGAGACUCUGGCUGCACGCGAUGCUCGCAUUGCCGACCUGGAGACUGAGGCCGACGACGAGUCGACCAAGCUUGCCUCCAAGGUCUCUCAGGCCGAGCUCGAGCUCGAGAGCAAUAAGGCUCAGCUUGCUGCCAUGCACACCGAGCUUUCUGCUCUCCAAGAUGCGGACCAGAAUCGCAUCGCUGAGCUUGAGGCCGAACUUGCCGCUCUCAAGGCCGAGAUGGAGUCUUCUGAUGCCGAGCUUCGCGCACGCAUCGCCGAGCUCGAGGAUGAGCUUGCUCGACUGCGCGAGGCUGACGAUGCCCGCAUUGCUGAUAUGCAAGAGCGCCUGGUUUCCCUCACUUCCAAGCUCGACGCCACCCACGCCGAGCUAGAUGCCAUCCAGGCUCGUGACACCGAGCAUGUUGAGGAGCUCUCGCGCUCGCUGGCUGAGGCCCAGUCGACCGCAGCUACAGAAGCCGACCAGAUCGCCGCUCUUGAGACCGAACUGGCCGCCCUUGAGGAGGUAUACUCGCUUGCCCACGCUGAUGAUGUAGCCGCGCUGACCACUCUCCGCGAUCGUGUCGCCGAGCUCGAGGCCGAGUUGGCUGCGGCUGCUGAAAAGGGGACUCGGUUUGUGCCGACGGCCGCCCUCGUCCCGACCAUGCGCGCUGUUCACGAUGCGUUUGACUCGGACCUCGAGCUCGCUCUUGCCGCCUAUGGCGUGACCAAAAGUGAUGCCGAUGCUGGUGGCCUUCCUGCAUGCGACGGCGGUGUGGCUCUGGCCGUCUCUGCAGACGUCUCCAAGCCGUAUGGCUACGCCGCAGUCCGUCACAACAUCCUCCUGUUGUACUCUUCGGCGGCUACCGAUGCUGGCGUCGAGAACGCAGUCCGCCUCGACGGCGGAGCUUUCGAGGGCACAAUUGCAGCGGACGGUCAUGUACUCGUCUUUGUGGUGCCGGGUCGUAGCAACGGCUGUCCGGAUAUCCGCUACACGCUCACACCGAGCUCGCCAGCCGACGUUCCUGCGUGGCGCGCCGCGCUCGCGGCUGCAUUUACCUGGUGGCACGUCGCUGCCGCAACCAUCGGCCGUGCGACGGCUGCAGGUGCGCGUGGCUCGUUCUUGGGCCAGGACAUGGCUGUGCCCGAUGUGACGAGUGUCGCUGUGGAUGAUGCAGCCGACGCUGACGGAGAGCAAGGUUCGCCGCUGGCGGUAAGGGCCGCCUCCAGCUCGGCCGCUUCUGGCUGCGUGCGCUCAGAACAGCUGGCCGCGUUUCGGGCAGCUAUGGCUGCGGCAAGUGCGCUCCAAGCGGAGGCAGGAGCCAAGGUCUUUGAGCAUCGCUCGAGCGCCACCAAGGCACAAGUGGAUGCCGCGCUGAAUGGGCCGCUUGCGAUGGCACCACCGGCCGCAAAGGUGGACAAGUCGAAGCUUGAGGUGCUUGCGCUCGAUGAUGCCGACACCGACAGCGACGACGACGAGCGCACUGCCGGUGCCAGCGCAUCGGUGCCAGCAGCCGAGCCGCAGCCCGACCCCGAGACCGAGAGGCGCGACAAGGCGCGGAAGAUUCUUCUCGGGCUCAAGCCGCAGCUCGGGUGUGUGGUGGUCGACACGGCAUCGACAGGAGUGGUGAUCAAGGAGUUGCGGACCGGCAAGGCUGCCGAGGCCGCGGGGCUGCUCGUUGGUGACGCCAUCACGGCGGUUGGCGGCAUGCCGACCAACUCAAAGCCGGAUUUUAUGGUUAUUAUGUCGCACGCGUUCCCCGGUGAGACCGAGGCGUUUACGGUCUCUCGCGCCGGGAACGAGCUCGAGGUGUCGGUCCAGUUCGGCGCAGCCAACUACUCGAUGAAGCAGCUGCAGAAGCUGCGGGCCAUUGCCGGCCUCGAGUGGUGCAAGGCGCACGACAUGCAUCACGUCCACGAGGUGAACGAGUAAAACCGCGGCUAGUG
Messenger RNA from Thecamonas trahens ATCC 50062, 14915 nucleotides. RefSeq lists its product as uncharacterized. The transcript is spliced from 3 exons. The record is from RefSeq and is a predicted model, not a curated record. Lineage: Eukaryota; Apusomonadida; Apusomonadidae. Bases 1 to 14901 code for a protein of 4966 amino acids. Gene Ontology annotation, molecular function: protein binding.